Molecule: messenger RNA, 5598 nt
Organism: Oncorhynchus masou masou (cherry salmon)
Lineage: Eukaryota; Metazoa; Chordata; Actinopteri; Salmoniformes; Salmonidae
Product: serine/threonine-protein phosphatase 6 regulatory ankyrin repeat subunit C-like
Exons: 28
Coding region: 160-3360 (1066 amino acids)
Biological process (GO): protein localization to T-tubule; regulation of cardiac muscle contraction
Cellular component (GO): T-tubule
Molecular function (GO): protein binding
Source: RefSeq, a predicted model, not a curated record
CGCACCACUUCUGUCUAUCAGUGCAAUAAACAACGGCUAGCACACACGGACGCAGAACAAACCCUCCCCGAACAAUUACCACAAUAAAACAAAAAUAUCGCAAUUAGCUACAUCUCCACCCGAUCCUAAUGAAGGAUCUCCGGCCUGACUGACUAGGAGAUGGGAAUACUUAACAUAAUAGACCAGACUUUGCUGGUCCAGGCUAUAUUUAGCCGAAAUGCAGAGGAAGUGAAGUUUUUGUUGCACAAGAAUGAAGAAGUCAAUGCACUGGACCAAGAACGCCGUACCCCCUUACAUGCUGCUGCGUGUUUGGGCGACGUUCACAUUAUGGACCUCCUCAUUAAUUCAGGUGCUAGUGUUAAUGCUAAGGAUCAAGGCUGGCUGACACCCCUGCAUCGGGCAGCUGCCUCACGGAAUGAAAAGGCUGUGGGGCUGCUUCUGAAGCAGGAUGCGGAGGUCAAUCUGCGAGAUAAGUUUUGGCAGACGCCGUUGCACGUGGCGGCGGCGAACCGGGCCACACGCUGCGCUGAGGCCCUAAUCCCCAAGCUGAGCAGCCUGAACGUAGCAGACCGCUCUGGCAGGACAGCUCUGCACCAUGCAGCACACAGUGGCCACGUAGAGAUGGUGAAUUUGCUCCUUAACAAAGGGGCAAACUUGAGUGCCAGCGAUAAGAAGGAGAGGCAGCCAAUCCACUGGGCCGCAUACCUCGGGCAUCUGGAGAUCGUGAAGCUACUGGUUUCGCGGAGUGCGGACGCCAUGUGCAGGGACAAGCGAGGUUAUACCCCGCUCCAUGCCGCAGCUGCCAGCGGCCAGAUCGAGGUGGUCAAGUACCUGCUGCGGCUGGGGUCAGAGAUUGACGAGCCCAACACUUUUGGGAACACAGCGCUCCACAUGGCGUGCUACACAGGCCAGGAGGCGGUUGCCAACGAGCUGGUGAACCGAGGAGCCAACGUCAACCAGCCAAACAUGCGAGGCUGCACGCCGCUGCACCUGGCCGCUGUCUCCACCAACGGGGCGCUUUGCCUCGAGCUGCUAGUUAACAACGGUGCUGAUGUCAACAUGCAGAGUAAAGAAGGGAAGAGUCCUUUGCACAUGGCCGCUAUUCACGGGCGCUUCACUCGCUCCCAAAUCCUUAUCCAAAACGGUGGGGAGAUCGACUGUGUAGAUAAAUAUGGCAAUACUCCUCUUCACGUUGCUGCUAAGCACGGCCACGAGCUGCUGAUCAGCACCCUGAUGACUAAUGGUGCUGACACGGCCAGGCAAGGGAUUAAUGGGAUGUUUCCAUUGCAUUUGGCUGUGCUCUACGGGUUUUCAGACUGUUGUCGCAAGUUACUCUCCUCAGGUCAGCUGUACAGCAUUGUAUCAUCUCUGAGCAACGAGCACGUGCUGUCAGCCGGGUUUGACAUAAACACCCCAGACAGCUCGGGGAGGACCUGCCUGCACGCCGCUGCCUCUGGAGGAAACGUUGAAUGUCUUAACUUGCUGUUGAGCAGUGGUGCCGACUUGAGUAACAAGGACACAUUGGGAAGAGCUCCUUUGCACUACGCUGCGGCGAAUGGGAGCUACCAGUGCACGGUUUCCCUGGUGAGUGCUGGUGCCGAGGUGAACGAGCUGGACCAGAAGGGCUGCAGCCCCCUGCACUAUGCCGCUGCCUCGCAGACCUUCCGCCGAGUGGACAGACAUUACUCAGUUGGACACCAUAGUGAGGAGAGGGCCAAGGAGGCCUUUUUUUGUUUAGAGUAUCUGCUGGAUAAUGGGGCUGACCCAUCUCUGAGGAACACCAAGGGUUACAGCGCAGUCCACUAUGCAGCAGCCCACGGAAACAAGCAGAACCUGGAGCUGCUCUUGGAGAUGUCUUUCAACUGUCUGGGAGACGUGGAGAGCAGUGUUCCAGUUAGCCCUUUGCACUUAGCCGCGUAUAAUGGUCACUGUGAGGCUUUGGGGGUGUUGUCUGAGACGCUGGUGAGUCUGGAUGUUCGGGAUGCGGGGGGGCACACCGCCCUCUACCUGGCAGCGCAGCGGGGACAUGCUCAGUGCGUGGAGGUACUGCUGUCCCACGGGGCCUCCUGCCACCUCAAGGAGCGCCGCCGCAAGUGGACCCCGCUUCAUGUCGCAGCUUCCAACGGCCAAACAGACUGUCUGCUCAUGCUGGUCAACCGAGGAGAGAAGGCUGACGUCAUCGAUAUUGUUGACAUACAGGGACAGACGGCUCUGAUGCUGGCAGCUCUGGGUAGUCACACUGACUGUGUCCACAUCUUGCUGGAGAAAGGAGCCGGGGCUGACACCGCUGACAAGAGAGGCCGCACUGCUCUACACAGAGCUGCGGCGAUGGGCUGUGAGGACUGUGUGUCGGCCCUGCUCGAGCACGGGGCCUCUGCUCUGUGCAGGGAGUCCCGGGGACGUACACCCCUGCACCUGGCCUCCUCCUGCGGCCACAUGGAGCUCCUGCGCAGCCUGCUGCAGGGUGCCACAAGCACCGACCCCCUGGACUCCUUGCUGGACUACAGCGGAUACACCCCCGCCCACUGGGCAGCCUACCACGGGCACGAGGACUGUUUGGAUGUUUUUCUUGACCACAAACCUUUUAGCAUACAGGAAGGAAACCCCUUCACCCCAUUGCACUGUGCUCUAAUAAAUGGCCAUGAUGGUGCUGCUGAACUACUGGUAGAGACCGUUGGAACUCAGAUGGUGAACAUCAGAGAUGCCAAAGGAAGGACCCCGUUGCACGCAGCUGCCUAUUCAGAGAGUGUGGCCGGGCUGCAGCUGGCCCUGGUUCAGGGGGCAGAGGUCAAUGCGGUGGACACCACCGGACACUCCGCAUUGAUGGUUGCCGCCAACAACGGACAGACUGCAGCCGUCGAGGUCCUGCUGCACCAGGCCAAGGCAGACCUGACCCUGCUGGAUGUCAACGACAACACCGCCCUUCACCUGGCCUGCAGCAAGGCUCAUGAGAUGUGUGCCCUGUUAAUCCUGGGAGAGAUCAGUGACCCCUCCCUCAUCAAUGCAACAAACGGUGCACUGCAAAUGCCCCUUCAUAUCGCUGCGAGGAAUGGUCUGGCUACGGUGGUGCAGGUGCUGCUCAGCCGGGGGGCAGCCGUGAUGGCAGUUGAUGAGGAGGGCCACACCCCGGCCCUGGCCUGUGCCCCUAACAAGGAUGUGGCGGACUGCCUGGCCCUGAUCCUCUCCACCAUGAAGCCUUUCCCUCCCAAAGACGCCAGCGCCGCCUCCUCCUUUGGCCUCAACCUGCUGAAGCACUGUGGCAUCGCCGCCUGCGGGCCCCUGCCCAACGGCAACCUGCGCCACACCUACGCCAAGGACCGUCAUGGCACCAUCGGCCUGGACGGCUGCUUCACCGAGUGAGAUGAAACCCCCCCCCCCACCAAACCUGCUCCCCCUCAGACCGCCAUACCCUAGGUGCCCCUGUCCCGUUGUAUCUCUAACUAGCCGGAUCGCCCCUCUUUAAUCCACUAUGAUCCGGGUUACAACCCCCCCCCCCCUUUCUAACACACAACAAGAGCAGGAAUAUACUUAGUUUCACGUGUGUGUGUGUUUGGAUGUGUGUGCGUGUGUCUGUCUGUUUGAAGAAAAACGAAAUCCCUAAUGGGUGUUGUCAAACCUAUAUGCAAUUAUUUGCCUCUCUCCUCUGGCAUCAUUUUCAUUGUUUAUUUGUCUGUCGUCACUAGCCUGGGCUUAGGUAAGACACCCUCUGUCCAGUGUCCAGGACAGAGCUCGUCACAGAGUCCCUCUAAAUCCUACCAGCAGUGAUGAUUUUUACCCCUUACGAUAUUAUCAUGGAUGUUUUUGUUGAAUUAACAGAUUCACAAGCAUGUGUGACAAGUUACAGAUAGUAUCAUUUUAGUUCUAAAUUAAAUUUCAAUUUUUGGUGAAUUUUUGAUAUUGCACUUCAACAACGAAUAAACUAACCUCGCAAAUCCCAGUGAAAGCGAUGACCUAGUAGAAGGAGAACGGUGCCUCCAACUUCUCCUCUGACUUAAACUGGUGCAAUAUGCAGCAUGUGUGGGUAUUUCCCGUGCUGUGCGUCUCUGAGAGAGAGAGAGAGAGAGUUGAAAGCUCUGCACAGAAACCACAUAGAUUUUAAAAUAAGCGGUUACAAGCUGGUGUCUACUCCCCUAGACAUCCGACAACAAGCACUUGCUAAUGGCUAAGGCCAUCUGAGUGACACCAUCCAACGGGUCCAGACACUGGGGGUUUCUGCAUUAGCCCACCUCUCAAGGAGUCCAUACUAAAGGAAGAAGUUGUGGUUCUUGCCUGAACCCCACUACCGCUUGUCACUGUCGUAGGCGUUUCUGGAUAUUUAAACAAUGUUGUGCCUAUGGAACACUGAGAACAACUGAGAGAUGACCCCACCCCCUCAUCCCCAACUAGUUUAUGCCCUCUGAUCUCCCACCUUAUCCCUGAUUAUUUGAGACUUAAAAAGAGAACAAUUCUAGUGGGACAUUUUUAAAGGGUGAAAUUCUGUUUGUUUUUUUAAAGAAAGAUGGGUUUAGCACACAUACUGAUUGCGGUAUAAGCUAUUGUUGUAUAAACACUUGUUUACACAAUGUAAACCGACGUCGCAUUUACUUGUGAAUUGUCAGUCAAAUAUGUUUGCACAACAGAGCCAUGAGAAAAUACGUGUUUUUAAUAUAGCUGCUAAAAUAUUGCUGCCUUUUCCAUGGAUUGUAUUCACGGUUUCCGUCAAUGCGGAUCUACAUGUAAUGUUUAUUUUGACUCUUUACGUUAUUUGGAAUUGGAAGCAAUAUUCAGUCACAGACAGCCUUCAAACUAUAAUAGCAUUUUUAUUUCCCUGCUGUUUGCUAUAGUGGAGAGGUUCAUGUAAUUUUCCCUUUUUUUAACCUAUUUAUCGUUUCAUGCCAAACAGCCAUACUUGUUUUCUUCUGUCUUCUUUUGCACAUUAGUUGAAUCAAUUUAGUUUUUUGUGUUUCACUUGAUUAAGCUAUUUAUGAAGAUUGUUAGUUAUGUUAAUUAGAACAUAAUUCAAAUUAUGUUCACUCUUGUAAUUGUUUUCAUGUGGUUGUAGCGAUAUGAAAAAAUUCAGAUUACAAAAUCUAUCAGUAUUUGACCUUACUCACACUUCCAUAAACUAUUUGUAAUUCAGGAACAUUUCAAAUCCAUGGUGUACUGUAAUAUUAAGCAUUAUCCUAUUUUGUUAAUGUAUUUUCAAUAUUACAUAAAUGUAGUUUGGCUUAGAUAGUGAAAUUGUGAAAGUAGUGGUAAUGUACCGGUAUCUUUACUCUUCACAACAUAUGGCUAACACUGAAAACUAAAAUAUCUACAUUACGUUGCUAUGGUUAUGUAUGGACAGCUACUUUUAUUUAGCUUUUUUAAAUGUAUGAUUAUCAGCAUCACAAUGGCUUUUAUAUAUAAGUAACUGCAUCUCGGAAGUGGUUUAAGAAGUGACUUAGAGUAUUUUAUUUAUUUGAAUUUCAAAGAAUACCAAAAGUGAUUGAUUUCUUUUACACCCAUUUUCAAGUAUGUGUGCUCCCGUUUCUCUUUUGCGUCAACAAGAACACCAUGUAGGCAUGUCUGGUACCAAUACCUCUAUCGUGUGAUACACUGACAACCUCAUCCACCUUU